AUGUCCCAGGCGCAUUCAAUCCUCGGUUCUAUGCGACGAAAUGUAUGGAUCGCCGGCAACGCCUUCCUCUUCUUCCACGUCUUCACCACCUACAUCGGCGGCAUGGGCAGCACCACCGGCGUCUCCAUGGUACCGACUAUGCCAUACACCUACCGUGGACCACGCUGCAUAUUAAUCUACUCGUGCCUCCACCGUCGCGGCCGAGGCAUCCGCGUCGGCGACGUAAUCGCCUACACAAACCCGGUCUUCCCCCGCGACCGGGGCUGCAAGCGCGUAAUUGGCAUGCCGGGGGAUUUCGUCAGCGUGAUAACGCCUGGACGUCGCGACGCGGAUCUACACAGCAAACCCGAAGACGGCGACUGGGCGAAUGUGAGGGAAGAGGUUGUCAGGGUUCCGCCUGGGCAUUGUUGGGUUGCCGGGGAUAAUCUCGAGUGGAGUCGCGAUAGCAGGCAUUUUGGGCCGCUGCCUUUGGCGCUAGUCAAGUCCAAGGUACUUGCUGUUGUUAGGCCGUCGCCGUAUAAUGAUAUUAAAUGGCUGGGUGCAGAAUAUGCAGUUGAAGAUUACAAGGGCGAUGAGCAUAAGUGGGUUACUCCGUAA
This is a messenger RNA of Dothidotthia symphoricarpi CBS 119687, 597 nucleotides long. RefSeq names its product LexA/Signal peptidase. NCBI's taxonomy places the organism in Eukaryota, Fungi, Ascomycota, Dothideomycetes, Pleosporales, Dothidotthiaceae. Gene Ontology annotation, molecular function: serine-type endopeptidase activity. The record is from RefSeq and is a predicted model, not a curated record. Gene Ontology annotation, cellular component: membrane; mitochondrial inner membrane peptidase complex. The coding region runs from base 1 to 597 and encodes 198 amino acids. The transcript has 2 exons.